Molecule: messenger RNA, 876 nt
Organism: Entamoeba histolytica HM-1:IMSS
Lineage: Eukaryota; Evosea; Mastigamoebida; Endamoebidae
Product: AIG1 family protein
Exons: 1
Coding region: 1-876 (291 amino acids)
Molecular function (GO): GTP binding
Source: RefSeq, a predicted model, not a curated record
AUGAGUUUACAAAAACCAAAACAAACAAAAUUACUUUUAAUUGGAGAAACAGGUACUGGUAAAAGUUUACUUAGUAAUUCCAUUUUACAGAAGAAUGUUUUUAAAGUAGGUAAUAGUCCAGAUUCAGAAACAAAAGAAGUUGCUAAAUAUUUUGGAGAAGGAGAAAGAAGUGAUUUAAUUGUUAUUGAUACACCUGGUUUUAAUGAUACUAAUAAUUUUGAUAAUAAACAUAUUCAGAAUAUUGUUAAUUGUGUUAGAGUUGAAGGAUUACAAGGAAUUAUAUUAACAAUGGAUUUUUAUACGUGUAAAUUUACUGAUAAUAUUAAACAAGUUAUUGAAACUAUAAAUGAUGUUUUCAAAAUAAAAGACAUUUGGAAACAUGUUUGUAUUGUUUGGACUAGAUGUUAUAAUUAUAUUCCACCAAAGAAAAUUGACGAAGGUAAAAAAGAGAAAGAACAAUUCAAAGAAAACAUAAUUUCAUUUAUAAAACAAAUAAAUAAAACAAAUGAAGAAUUUGAUAUACCAAUGUAUUAUGUAGAUUCACAACCAGAUGAAGAUUAUGAUAAUAAAAGAUCAGAGAAAGAAAUAGAAAGAUUAAUUGAAUGGGCAAAAGAAUUAGAAUUAAUUGAUGAAAAAGAAAUUAAGAAAUCAUUCAGUGAAUACAAAGAAAUUAGAUAUGAAGAAAAAGAAGAAAAAGGUAAAAUAAUAAAAGAAACAGAAUCUGAUAUAACAUAUGAAAAAAAGACAUACAGAAGAUGUAUUAAAGUAACAAAUGAUGGAGAAGAAAUAGAAGGUGAAUGGUAUUUAUUUAGUACUAAAACUAUAACAGAAAACAAACGUAAUAUAUAUCAACCAUACGGUUGUGUUAUGGUAUAA